GCCUAAAUUGAACCCCAAACUACGUCCACUACAAAUUUUUAUAAGCCUAGCCUGUUAUUUCAUAAUUAGCAUUAAUACAUGUCUCCGACAUCGCUACCCCCCCUUUUUUUUUUUACUUUCAGAUUUUUCUCGGCCUCUGGCGGACCGGCGGGCUAGCCCGCCCGGGAUCGACCGGCCGGACCGACCGGCAGCGCAUCGCAGGCCAAUUAUUGCGCAAUUGCCAGAGACUUUUUUGACCGAGCACGGAGACCUGAUAAAUCAUCUUUUGGUUUUGGUAUCGAAAUGGCAGAACUUAUUUCGAUCAAGAGUGUGGAGGACUUUGGAAAAGAAGUAGAACAAACUGUUAGUGGUCUAUUGGUGGUUCACUUCAGGGCGCAAUGGGCCCCUCAGUGCCAGCAGAUGAAUGAGGUCAUGCUUGAACUGGCCAAGGAACAUCCACAGGUUCGCUUCUCAACGGUUGAGGCUGAAGAACUUCCAGAAAUUUCUAAAGAGUACAGCAUCGCUGCAGUCCCCACGUUCAUUUUAAUCAAGGGAAAGAAAGAAGUAGACAGAUUAGACGGAGCUAAUGUACCGAAGCUUACCAAGAUGGUCCAACACCAUGCAGACCCCAAUGCCAGUCCUGUCAUGUUACCAACAUCAUCACAACCACCUCAAGAGGACCUUAACACAAAGUUAAAGAGACUCAUAAAUGCCGCCCCCUGUGUUGCGUUUGUGAAAGGAUCUCAACAGGAGCCAAAAUGUGGCUUUAGUCGGACACUGAUGGGACUAUUAGAUGAACGUAAGAUUGACUACAGUACGUUUGAUAUCCUGGGCGAUGACGAAGUAAGGCAAGGAUUAAAGAAGUAUUCUGAUUGGCCAACGUUUCCUCAGGUGUAUGUAAACGGGGAGCUGAUUGGUGGACUGGAUAUUAUCAAGGAGCUAGAUGCUAGCGGGGAACUUGACCAGACUCUUCCUAAGAAAACAAACUUAGAAGACAGAUUAAAGGGACUGAUCAAUCGAUCGCCGGUAAUUCUUUUCAUGAAGGGACAUCCUGGUGAACCUCGCUGUGGAUUCAGUAGGACUAUCACUGCAAUCCUCAAAGACACAGGGAUCAAAUAUGAUACAUUCGACAUCCUCCAAGACCAAGAAGUUAGACAGGGGUUAAAGACGUUUUCUAAUUGGCCAACGUUUCCACAGCUUUAUGUAAACGGUGAGCUGAUUGGAGGAUUAGAUAUUGUUAAGGAACUGCAAGAGUCAGGAGAAUUGGUGAAUAUAUUACAAGGGUGAAUCAUGUUCUCUUCCUGUUUUGGUAAUUAAAGCCAUCUGUUAAAACUCUGGUGGUUCUGCUAUUUCCAUCUUUGUCUGUCUCGUCAUAGCCACCAUAUGUAAAUACCAUCCCAUCAAAAGGAGAAGUUAACAAACAGGUAUUAAGGUUCCAACUUUUGGAAAGUAUUUUGUAAAACCUGCUUUUAAUAUUUAAAAGAUCUUUUGAAUGACUAGAGUAUGGCAAGCCAAGUGUAUUUACUUGUUACUUUUAAAGGUCAAGUCUACUCCAGACAAAUGUUGAUUUGAAUAAAUAGAGAAAAAUCUAACGAGCAUAAUGCUGAAAAAUUCAUCAAAAUUGGAUGUAAAAUAAGAAAGUUAUGACAUUUUAAAGUUUCGCAUAUUUUUCUCAAAACAGUUAUAUGCACAACUCAGUGAUAUGCAAAUGCGAGAGUCUAUGAUGUCCAUAACUCACUAUUUCUUUUGUUUUUUAUUGUUUGAAUUAUACAAUAUUUCAAUUUAUACAGAAUUGACAAUAAUUCAGGGAAGAAUAAAGCUCGAUUUCAAAUGACAUGGGUGAGAAAAUCAGAAUAUUUCGUAUUUCAGAUAAUAAAAUACAAAAGAAAUAGUGAGUGCGUGAUGUCAUCAGUCCCCUCAUUUGCAUACUGGCCAGGAUGUGCAUAUAACUGUUGUGUGAAACUAUAAGCGAAACUUUAAAAUGUCAUAACUUUCUUAUUUUACAUCCUAUUUUGAUGGAAUUUUCAGUGUUAUGAUUGUUGGAUUUUUCUCUUUUUAUUCAAAUCAACUUUUUGUCGGGGUGGACUUGUCCUUUAAGUAUGAUAGCAAUAGUUUUUUAUGUUGACUCUGACAGACAAACAAACAAACGAGCAUACAUUUUGUUGUAAAGUUUAUAUUUCAAUCAAUGUUAGAUUUCUGUUGGAAGUUUACACUUUACAGAUCGAUUCUGGCUGUAGCAAAUUAGUUUACAGUUCCUUGUUAUAAGAAGCAGAUCAGCUAUUAUUUGCAAGAUAUAAAUAUACGAUCGAUAACAAUUUUUUUUUGCAACACCCCAUUAGUGUCUCUUGACACGCAGUUAUUGUGAAACCAAAAUUACAAUUAUGAUUGCAAUUACCAACAGGAGAAUGCCUCCUCAGUCACUUCAAUGUCAUUCAUUUGCAUACUCUACAAAGAGGAAGUCUAUACAAUCACGCACCAAGGUCUGACAGAUAGAGGAAGAUUUGAGGGUAGGGUGAAAAAUCAACCAUUCCCCAGAACAUGAAAUAAUGUUCUCCAAUGAAAGUCAUGAUGAUAAUAGAUAUUCAGUUCAUAGUUAAAGAAAAAAAAAAGUACUGUAUACAGGAUUUAACAUGUUUUUUUUUUACAGCACUCUUGACUUGAACAGGAUUUCUUUGAAAUAAUUUGAAAGAAUUCAAUUAUUCAUGUUGAUAUAUGUUAUAUGUUCUUCCAGUCGAUACUUUGAUGUUUAGACUUGUUUUAAUUCUUAUAAUAUUAAUUGCAGUCUUAUUAGGCAGUUUUAAGUGAAUUAAAACGCAGUGUAAAAGACCACAAUUGUUCUGAUUUAAUCAAAAUAUUGCCCUAUUCAUUUCUAAGAAUGUUAAUGUUCUUGUUGUGUUGUCUGUAUUUUUUGCAUAUCCGUUGUCUUAAAUUGUUGGGGGGGGGGAGUGGGGGAGAGUGAAGUAUAGAGAGAGAGGGCCACACAUCUGCCAAGUAUUCUGAUUUAUUCAGAAUUUUAUCCUGUUUAAAUAGUCUAAAUCAUUUAGAUUCAUGGGUCCGUAUUCUGAAGUCGGGUUUAACUUAAACUCAGGUUUAAAGUUGUGGUUUAAGUAUGGAAAGCCAAUUGUUCCAUAAAUCACUAACAGUAGAGAUAUCAUACUUCAGCUCAUUUGGCUCACAAAUCAUUCAUAAUUGUCUAGGAAGUAUAAAAAGAUUAUUUCUUUACCAUCGAUGAAUCAGGAAAGAGGACAGUAAACAUAAGAAACAUACAACUUAAUAAAUAAUUUUGAUACUUUUGGCUUCCCAUACUUAAAACACAACUUUAAACCUGAGUUUAAGUUAAACCUGACUUCAGAAUACGGGCCUUUGUGUUUCUAGUGCAUUUGCAUAUUUCUUUGACUAUCUCAUAUGUGCAAAAUUCAAAGCGGUAUUUUGCUUGAAAAGUGAAAUAUACCAUGGGCCCGUUGACUUUUGCCAUAAAAAAAACUCUGAAUAAACAAAAACUCUGGCAAACAAAAUUAUGCCAUUGAAAAUUACACAUUAAAAAACUCUGUCAAAAAAAUUGCCAGAGUUUUUUAUGGCAAAAGUUUUAUGCAACGGGCUCCAUGUGUCAACAUGAUUUAUUAAUGUCCUGCUAAUGUUUGUGUAAAAUACAUUUCUGCUGGUACAGCAUAA
Molecule: messenger RNA, 3651 nt
Organism: Lytechinus pictus (painted urchin)
Lineage: Eukaryota; Metazoa; Echinodermata; Echinoidea; Temnopleuroida; Toxopneustidae
Product: glutaredoxin-3-like
Exons: 9
Coding region: 283-1266 (327 amino acids)
Biological process (GO): intracellular iron ion homeostasis
Cellular component (GO): nucleus; cytosol
Source: RefSeq, a predicted model, not a curated record